CAUAAAUACUUUAUACAAACAAAUAGCCGCAGAGGAGAUUAUUCUAAGAAGGAUAAAAGAUACUUUCGUGGAAGAUGAAAUGUAUUUAUGACGUUAUAAGAAUUAUAAAUAUUGGCAGGCAAAGUGGAAUCUUUUAUAACUUAAGAAUUCACAGAGGAAAAGUAUAUGGGAAACAAGUUAAGCUUCACUAAGGGAGAACUACGAGAAAAAUGAUUUACUGCAAGAAGAUGAUAAUGAAAGCAGCUUUAUUAUAUCAACUUCUGUUCCUGGUAAAAUCGCAAAUACAACUGGUGCCGGUUCAAUUUGUUACAAAAGAAAGCAUCGUCUCACAUGCCAGUGACGUCAACCAGUUUAAUCUUCGCUUGUGUGGUGGUGAUUUAUACAAUCACCAACAUGCGACUGUGAAUCUUAUCUUACCAAUGCAACCAUGGAGCCCUGCGAUUGGUAAUGGUGUUUAUCUAAGAGCAAAUGUAUACGACGCAAACAAUCAUUUAUUAGCAGACAACAAGGAUGGCAAGGGUAGCUUUGUUGACAAAUUCACUUUUCCUUAUUAUAAAACAUAUGGUGACCUACUUAUAAACAUAACGACAGCUCCAACUCCCAGUAUAACCUAUAGAAUAGUUGUCAACUUUGAAAAAAACGUAACGAUGGAACAAAACAAAUCGAUGUUUCCAAUAAAGCGGAAAGCCUACAAUAUGGAACAAAGCACAGUGCACAUAAAACAACCAAUCACUGGUCAUACUUCUGACCUUGUAUCAAUAUUUCUAACAUCUGGAACUAUUAAUACGGCCGAAAGUACAUUGUUGGAGUUGAGUUAUUGCAUUAAUCCAGCUGAGUUACCAGGAUACGUCGAUAUAAAUAUAGUUUCGGUUGACAAAUUAUCAGGCUUUGCAACAUUUGCAUGUCCGGCCAGUGUGAGACCAUGCACAACUGAAACUGCAAAAUUUUUUGACGUGUCUGGUUUACCAAUCAACUUCGUACGUGUUUUUAUGACACAUUCAACGGAUGCAGGACCUGUUCAGCUCAUCGUUAUUGGUUAUGGUAAGUAUGAAGGAACUAACAAAUUUUUACUAGAUGCAUCUGAAUUCAAAAGGCAAACCUGAGCGUAAAACUACUAUUUUUGACAAUUUUUAUUAGUUGUUGAAUAUGGAGACUUUUACGUUUCAGGAUUUCUUAGCAAACGUUUGUUCGUCUUUUUUCUCUUUCACUUUCUUGAACGAAAUUUUACCCUCUGUGUUAGAUUAAGUUUUUAUUAGACAAGAUUAUAUUUUUUAUAUAUGUUAUAUAUCUUUUAAUUUGAAAAAUAGAACUAGAUUUUCUUUUUUUGCAGCCAUGAUUUUUUAAAUUUCUGGAUAUUGUAUCUCCUGUUGAGCAGAGUUUGUUUGAAAUUCUAGCCUUGUUUCGAUUUGUGUUCGUUAGCCGGUUCUAAAAACUUCAAUAUUUAAAAAAUUAAUUUUUAUAUUUUUUCUAGGUUAUAUUUUUACUGUGUAUAAUUUAACACGUCAAUUAUUGAUAGAAUUUCGAGCCAUUUUCUUCAUUCAGUGUCUAGUUAAAAAAUUUUUUAGGAAGUGUGUCAAAUCGCUUAUAUGAAUAGAAUUCAAACUGCUGUAAAUGCACGGUCAAAUAUCAGUCACGUGCAAUUUCGAGAAUUACUACAAAUUGCCUAUAUUAUUUCAAUUUACUUUGUAUAUUCUUUUUUGCUUGUUUGUUUGUUUUUGUUUGUUUUUUAUUAUUUUUUUUAUUUUUUUGUUUGUUUUGAGUUUUUUGGGUUGUUGUUUUUUGUUUUUUUCAUACAUAAAAUCCUUUAUAUGUAAGCUAAGGCUAGAUGUGUUGCUUUUUCAGCCUAACGAAAAAAUAAAAAAAAAUAUGUUCAGAUUGACGAAUGAUAAUAAUUAACUUUUAGGAUUGAAAGGUACAUAGAUACCACGUAUAUAAAAUAGAAGAAAAAGCAAUUGUUUUAAUGUAAUACACCAAUCCGACAUCUCCCGGGACCGUGCGGAAAAAAGGGUCUGGGGGAAAGUUAGUGCACACAAAUUUCUAGCGCCUUCGGUAGUUUUGAAGCUCAAGCUGCGAAGAGUGGUUGUUAAUUUUAUUUGCAGCUUUUAUUUUAAGUUAUAGUUUGCCAUGAAUUACGAAAUUGUCAAUAAAAUGAAUGUGGAUGAGUUAAAGAUGUUCCUCAGGCUUCGUGGUUUAAAGUUUUUAGGUAGAAGGUACAACACAGGAGGUAGAAGGUCAACUGAUGCAAGAAUAUCAAGCCAAACUCCUACAUAGUGAGGUACUACUGCCUGAUCCCAAUUAUUUAACGUGUUGUUGGAUUUGUGAAACUGAUGGUAUUACUCAGUGGCAAAUGCAAAUGGGUGUUACAGGUUGUCAACAUUGUUAUUUUUUUAUAUGAACUCCACAUGGAUACAUUUUGAACAAACUGGAUUUUAAUGAAGAGUACUGGAAUGACUUAACAUCUACAUUCAGUAAGUUUUACGAUCACUAUUUAACCUCAUUUCACAGCUCAUAAUAUAGCCCAAAAGAAGUAAUAAGAACGGUUAUUUUUAU
Hydractinia symbiolongicarpus is the source of this 2550-nucleotide messenger RNA. RefSeq lists its product as uncharacterized. The transcript has 4 exons. The record is from RefSeq and is a predicted model, not a curated record. Lineage: Eukaryota; Metazoa; Cnidaria; Hydrozoa; Anthoathecata; Hydractiniidae. Bases 210 to 1103 code for a protein of 297 amino acids.